AUGGCACACAUCAUAGAUAAGGAUCCCGAGUUCGCGAAGACGACCACAGCUGCUAUCGAACCAGUCAACGACAAUGUUAGCAGCAGAAGCCCCACGAAAGGUGAUCUUUCAGACACUUUGUACAUCGACCCGACCGCGGAAAGGUCAUAUGUUCGAAAAUUGGACAUGUACCUCUUGCCAGUUUUGUCCGUCAUGUACUUCUGCCGUUUCACAACCGGAGGUAACAUUGGUAAUGCAAAAACUGACGGACUUGACGACGAUCUUGGUCUCCAUGGCGAGGAGUACAGUCUUAUGAUGACUCUCGUAAAUGUCCCCUUCGUCCUGCUCGAGCCCGUGCAAACAAUGAUGGUCAAACGGUACGGUGGUCGAAUUGUAAUUCCAUCGCUCCUUUUCGGAUGGGGCGUUGUGUCGAUCUGUCAAGCCGCAGUGGUCAAUUAUGCCGGAAUCCUCACCUGCCGACUGAUAAUUGCGUGCUUUCAAUCGGGAUUCUUUUCUGGAUGCAUUUUCUACCUCACGCUCUUCUACAAGCGCGACGAGCUUGCCUUUAGGAUCGCGGCUUUCUACGGAUCAGCGACCAUUGCGGGUGCUUUCACCGGAUUGAUCUCGUACGGCGUAUUUCAAAUCCACAGCUCAUUGCAAGGCUGGAAGAUUCUUUUCCUGAUUGAAGGUGCAAUGACUCUGGGUUGGGGAGCAAUUUCCUUCUGGCUAAUUCCAUCCACUCCGGCCGACUGCAAAUGGUUGACAGCGGAGGAGAAGACCGCGGCGAGAGCUCGUCUCAUGAAGGACUCCACCACCGAAAUUGGAAACAAAUUCAGCGUCAUCGCAGGCCUUCGGGCCUUAAUAGAACCGAAGAUGUGGUUUUUCAUGAUCCUCUGUGUCAGCUACGGUGUUGCAACCAAAUCCACCGGAACAUUCUUGCCCCAAAUUGUGGCUCGUCUCGGCUACAGCGUUAUCAAGACCAAUCUUUAUACUGUCGCACCCAACCUGGUUGGCUGCGUGUUCACCUUGGUUGUAACGUGGUCCAGUGACCAUUUCCAAGAGCGCACGGCACACCUGUGCACCGGCCUGUCAUUCACGAUGGUUGGUUAUCUAAUGCUUGCUGGACUGGAUCCGAUCAAGAACAAAGGACCGAGCUACGCCGGAGCCUUCUUCUUGAGUAUGGGAACUUAUAUUCCGUCCUGCUUGGUGCAUAGUUGGCACAAUAAUAUCAAACCCGAUGAAAAUUCACGAGCAAUGAUCACCGGUGUCAUGGUGGCAUGUUCAUCUAUUGGCGCCAUAAUCUCUGCACAGAUGUUCCGUGACGCCUGGGCGCCAAAGUACGUGCAAGCCUUGGGAGUCACAGGAGGGUUUCAAGCUCUGGCUAUUAUGGUGACGGCGGGGUUGGGUAUCUGGAUGCGUAGACAGAACAAGAAACGAGAUCGGGCAAUGGGUCUUACGACGCCGCUCAAGCCCGGGGACACUCCUCAAUGCGAUUUGGUGAAUGGUGAGAAAGAUAUCAGAUUCAGAUAUUGGACUUAA
Rhinocladiella mackenziei CBS 650.93 is the source of this 1518-nucleotide messenger RNA. RefSeq lists its product as uncharacterized. The record is from RefSeq and is a predicted model, not a curated record. The coding region runs from base 1 to 1518 and encodes 505 amino acids. Gene Ontology annotation, cellular component: membrane. Gene Ontology annotation, biological process: transmembrane transport. The transcript has 3 exons. Lineage: Eukaryota; Fungi; Ascomycota; Eurotiomycetes; Chaetothyriales; Herpotrichiellaceae. Gene Ontology annotation, molecular function: transmembrane transporter activity.